Racocetra fulgida is the source of this 216-nucleotide messenger RNA. Lineage: Eukaryota; Fungi; Glomeromycota; Glomeromycetes; Diversisporales; Gigasporaceae. The record is from the annotation of a GenBank genome assembly.
AGAUUGUUUGAUGAAGCAGAAGCUAAAGAAAUGAAUCUGACUAGACUGGCAGGUGAUACAGAUCUGAAUGCUGAAGAUAUUCAAAAACUUAGAUCUGGAGAAAUUGACUCUGAUCCAGAAACAAAGUCUGCAAGACUCGAUCCUGUCGAUAUGGAUGAAGAUGAGGCUCAUGCUAGAUUAGCCAAUACUCAAGGCAAAAAGCGAAGCAAAAGGCAU